This is a messenger RNA of Linepithema humile (Argentine ant), 1483 nucleotides long. RefSeq names its product retinoic acid receptor RXR-like. Gene Ontology annotation, biological process: anatomical structure development; cellular response to ecdysone; regulation of transcription by RNA polymerase II. Gene Ontology annotation, molecular function: RNA polymerase II cis-regulatory region sequence-specific DNA binding; zinc ion binding; nuclear steroid receptor activity. The record is from RefSeq and is a predicted model, not a curated record. Gene Ontology annotation, cellular component: activator ecdysone receptor complex; nucleus. NCBI's taxonomy places the organism in Eukaryota, Metazoa, Arthropoda, Insecta, Hymenoptera, Formicidae.
UCUAGCAGACAGCAAGAUUACUAGCACAAGCACAAGUAAGCAAUCCAGCAGAGAAAAUAGUACCGUGUGUUGCGGGUUUUAAAUAUACUUAUAUCAAUUACAUUAGGUGAACUGGAUGAAAAUAUAGUUAAAUAUGUGAUUGGCUAUCAAUAUAAAAAUGACAAUUAAUAUCGCACCAGCGUCAUUUAGCUCGUCAUCUCGUGGAUUACUCUCAAAUUGAGUAAUAAGGCAUUGUUCGAAGACAUUGUUUAAAUUAUUACAAGCUUUGGCCAUUUCAGAAGAUCCACAGGCUACAACCUACUUCCGGUUGAAACCAAAAGUUGAGAAUAUCAAGAGGACUGUGCGUAAAGAUCUGACAUAUGCCUGUCGCGAAGAAAAAUUCUGCACAUCAACAAGCGACAGAGAAAUCGCUGUCAAUACUGGCGAUACUAGAAGUGCUUUGCCAUGGAGAUGAAGAGAGAGCCGGUACAGGAGGAAGGUCAACGCACCAAGGAACGAGAUCAGAGCGAGGUUGAGAGCACGAGCAAUCUGCACGCGGACAUAUCGAUCGAGCGCAUCCUCGAGGCUGAAAAACGGGUCGAUUGCAAGCUGAAGGAAAUGAAUUUCACAGCACUCGCAGUAAAUAUACGCGCGGUAAAUAUUCACCCCGUAUCAUGGUGUGAAUGUGAUCAGAUCGUUUGGAAAGAUCAGGAAAAAAUGAACAAAUGUGAAGAAUGUUAUAAAAAGAACUGUUUGACGCACAUUUGCCACACAACGGUCGAACAACUAUUGCAGAUAUUUUCUUGGGCGAGGCACAUCCCGCAUUUUAUCUCGUUGCCUCUAGAAGAUCAAGUGUGUCUUCUUAAAAAUGGCUGGAAUGAGUUGCUGAUAGCCGCCUUCUCCCAUCGUUCCAUGGAUGUGAAGGAUAAGGAUAGUAUUGUUCUCACAGUAAGUAUGACGGUGCAUCGAACUUCGGCACAGCAGGCGGGCGCAGUAGGGAUAUUCGAUCGUAUACUCUCGGAACUGGUAGCGAAGAUGCGGGAGAUGAAAAUGGAUAGGACCGAACUCGAAUGUCUUAGAUCCAUCAUUCUCUUCAAUCCCGAAGUGCAAGGCCUCAAAUCCGUCGAGAAGGUCAACCUGCUGCGAGAGAAGAUCUAUGCCGCCCUGGAGGAAUAUACCCGCGUAUCCUGGCCGGGUGACUCCGGCAGGUUUGCUAAACUGCUGUUGCGCCUGCCAUCUAUUCGUUCAAUUAGUCUCAAGUGCCUGGACUACGUAUUCUUCUUCAAGUUAAUCGGCGAGGAUCAUAAUAUCCAUGAUAUUAUACUGCAGAUGUUCCCAGAUAGGAAAAUGUAUGCAUUUUGAGAUCAUAUUGGGCGCGUUCAGCAGAACAAAUCGCUUGGUAGCAAUCGAACAUGAUUGGCUCUUACUUUUAGAACCAACAAAUCAACGUUAAGUGUUGACUAAACGACAAUUCAGCAGUUGUUCUGCUGAACGCAGCCAUUGU